AUGCUCCGAUUUCUUCUAGCCACCUCUCUACUCCUCUGCUCUUCCUUCCACGCUUUUCCAGUGGAAAACCUAGCCGACUGCCCAUUCCCAAAUGGUACUGACAAACAGAUCCAUUCCUACAUGUGCUCUGACAAUGAGCAAUUCUCGAUUACCGACAUCCAGACCUUGGACAAGAAUGGCAAACCAAUCUACCCAAUCGACCCACGCAAUGAGUUCAUUCUCAAUCUGACCACCUAUAAUCACGGACCACAGAUUGAUGAUAAUCAUGUGAAUGUGAAGAUCAAUCAGUAUAAGGCUGGAUGGUCUGGGGAUUGUGCGUGGACCGCGAUUCCCACCUUUGGAUUGCUCAAUGGUAUCGACGGAUGUGACUUUGCCCAUAACUGUCCGCUCACUUCUGGACCACUUUUCUUGAUUUUGCCGUUGGAUUUGAGUCAGUUCUCCGCUAUCAUCAAUAUGUUGGCUGCUUAUAAACCCUACGAACUCGAGAUUCGCAUGUUCAACUACAACAAGGGAAACACUGCUCACGAGGAGAUCGCCUGUGUGAUGGCUCAAGUCGAGUUGUCCUAA
Messenger RNA from Caenorhabditis briggsae, 567 nucleotides. The transcript is spliced from 2 exons. The record is from RefSeq and is a predicted model, not a curated record. Bases 1 to 567 code for a protein of 188 amino acids. NCBI's taxonomy places the organism in Eukaryota, Metazoa, Nematoda, Chromadorea, Rhabditida, Rhabditidae.